Plasmodium relictum is the source of this 8856-nucleotide messenger RNA. RefSeq names its product conserved Plasmodium protein, unknown function. The record is from RefSeq and is a predicted model, not a curated record. Bases 1 to 8856 code for a protein of 2951 amino acids. The transcript is spliced from 7 exons. NCBI's taxonomy places the organism in Eukaryota, Apicomplexa, Aconoidasida, Haemosporida, Plasmodiidae.
AUGAUAGAUGUUAAUGAUAUAAUAAAAGAAAUAAUUUACAGAUCAGCUGAUGAAUGUAAUUUUAACAAUGAAGAACUUAAUUUUCAGAGUAUUUUGAAAUUUUUCUAUGAUAUAACAAAUAAGUACAAAGUAAAUAAACAAUUAUCAGAUGAAAUACUUAAUAAGUUAUUAAUUAUAUGUAAAAAUAUAAUUGAUGAUAACAGUUAUAAAUUUGGAAAUAAUAAUAUUGAUGAAAAUUUAAGUGAAGUAAAUAUAAACAAUUCUACUGAUUCUCAAAUAUAUGAUAAACUGUCUAAUUAUCAGAACUAUGAUUAUCUGCCAACACUUCAUAUAGAAAAAAAUGAGAAAAAAAAAUAUAAUAGUACAGUAAAAAAUACUUUGUUACGUAAAAAAGAAAAUGAGGAUUUAAAUAUAUAUCAUUCUAGUAAAACUAAUAUGAAUAUUUUUUGUCUUGACAAAAAGGAGGAAAAAAUAAAAGUUUAUAAAAGACUACAUAAUAAUGAUAGUACUAUUACUAAAUUAGUUGUAAAUGAAAAAUCAUUUCUUCAUAAAAACAAUAAAAACUUGUUAAAAAUAUUUUUAAAUGGAGAUAUAAUUUAUAAUGUAUACAAUAAAAUAAUAAAAUACAAUAAAUAUAAUGAUGAUAGAAACGUAAAAAAAAAUAAAAUGAAAUUAUAUAAUAAAAGUAAUGUAUUCUAUACAUAUUGUACAUUAAAAAAAUAUAUGUAUGGAUGGUUGAAUUAUCACAAAAAGCAAAAGACAUUAGAAAAAAAUUUUUUGAAAUUUUCUAAAAUAUAUAAUAAGAAGCUAUUAUCUAAGUAUUACGAUUGUUGGUGUUAUUACAAUGAAAAGGAAAUAUAUUUGAAAAGCGUUUAUGAAAAAUUGCUUAUUAAAAAGAAAAAAAUCAUAUUGGAAAUUUUUUUUAAUAAAUGGAUAAAUAAAUAUAGAAAAAAAAAAAAAAAACAUUUUAUUUAUUUUAUUCAUAUAUUUAACGAAUGGAAAAAUUAUGCUAAGAAGAGAAAAAAAUUAAAAUUAAUUAGAAGCAAAAUAGAACAAAAAAGAAGAAAAUGGUAUUUAAAUUUAUGGAAAAAUAAAUUUAAUAAAAAGAAAACAAAAAAAAAAAAACAUAAUGAAAUUAAAAAUGUCUACAAUAAAAACUUAUUAAUAAAAUGUUAUGUUCAUUUAAUUUUAUAUUAUAAAAAGAAAAAAAUAGAACAAAACAAUUAUAAUGUGAUUUAUAAUAAAAUGAAGAAUAAAUUGUGCCACAAAUAUUUUUAUUUAUUAGUUGAAAUAUAUAAGGAAGAAAUAUAUUUUAAAGAAUACUAUAAUAUGUAUUUAGAAAGGGUGAAAAUAUAUUUUUUGAGAAAAUUUUUUUGUAUUUUAAGAGAUUAUAUGAUAAAAUGUAAGAAGCUAAUUAAGUACUUUAAUAUUUUAGAUAAAAAAGAAAAAAAAUAUAUGAUAAAUAAUUACUUUGUUAGAUGGAAGAAUAUACAUAAAGAAAGGGUUAAAACUAAUGAAUUGUUAAAAAAGUGUAACGAAAAGAAAAAUUCUUCUAUUUUAAAAAAAUAUUUUUUUUAUCUAAAAAAGUACAAAGAUAAAACCGUAAACUUAAAAAAAAAAUUUUUAUACUUAUAUGAAAAAAAAAAUAAAGUAGAAAUACAAAAAAUUUUCAAAAAUUGGAAAAAUUAUUAUUCUAUAAAUUCUGCGAAAUACAUAUUAUUAUUUAAUAAGUAUAAAUAUAAACUUCUAAUAAAUUCCUUCAAUUUUUUACGUAGUUAUAAGAAUUAUAGGAUUAAAAGAAAAGAGCAAAUAUAUCAUAUGAAUAAAUAUUUUCAUAACAAAUUGAAAAAAAGAGUUUUAAUUUAUUGGAAAUGUUAUAUAUCCAAAUACAGAAAAAACAUUCUUAAUUAUUAUAACUUUUGUGAUAAAAGUAAUAUAUUUGUAUUUUUUAUUUUAAAAUUAUUACAUAAGUAUCAGAUAAUUACUAGAAAAUAUAAUUGCAGAACAUUUUUUGAUUUUGUAAAUUUUUCUAAUAUUAAUAUAAAUAUUAAUAGUUUGAUUUAUAUACAUAAAAAAUAUUUUACAAAAAAAAAUAUAUCUCAGAAUACCAAUAUUUUUUAUGAAAAUAUAACGUAUGUUUAUAAAUCUUUAAAUAUCAUUUUUUCUUUUAUUCCUGUUUUAUUUGUCGUUAAUAUUAGUAAAUUGAAAUUUAAUUUACCAUAUAUAUCAUUUUCUAUUAAAAUGGCUAUAUAUAAAUGCGUAUUUGACACAUGGUUAUCCGAAAGUAAAAGUAUAAAAAACUUCAAAAAUGAAUUGAAAAAAAAACUUUUAAAAAUGUAUUUUAUUAGUUUUUUUUUGCUUGUUCAAAAAAAAAAAAAAUUGAGUAAAAUAAAAUGUGACUAUAACUUUAGCAAAAAACUAAUUCUUAAAAGAAAAAUUUUUUCUACUUGGCAUUUUUUACGUAUAAAAUAUUUCAGUUUUAGAAAAAAUUUUCAAAUAUAUGAUCGUAAUAAUAAGCAAAAAAAAAUGAAAAAGAUAUUAUUAGGCUGGAAGGAUGUAUCAAAACAAAGUAGUUUAAAGAAAAAGAGAAUUGUUCAAUUUUUUAAAAAUUUGUUAAUGAAAAAGAAGAAAAAAUGUUUUGAUAUUUUGCAUAAUAAUGUUAACAAAAGCAAAGAAAAAAAAAUAAAAUAUAAAAUAUCUAAUUUAUAUUGUAUGAAAAAAUAUAAGAAAAAAGCAUUCAAAGCCUUAUACAUAUACGCAAAAAAUAUAGUAUAUUAUAAAACAUUAAACAAAAUAUCAGAAACUUUUUUGAAAGGAAUGUGUAUAAUUAAAUGGAAAAACAUAACAUUGCAUUUUCUAAAGGAGAAAGAGGAAUUAUCAAAUCGUAUUAAUUAUUUUAAUUUAAAAAUUCAGAGAAAAUUUUUUAAUAUAUUAUUAAUUUAUGUUCAUUCAAAUCAAUUAAAAAAAAAAAAGUUUUUACAAUAUAAAGAAAUUCAAAGUAAAAUAUGGUUGUAUAAGUAUUUUAAUGAAUGGAAGAAAUAUAUAAAAAUAAAACAAAAUAAAAAUUACUUUCUUAGAAAUAUAGAAAUUCUUUUUAAUAGCAAAAGAAAAUUGAAUAUUUUAAGUAAAUGGUACACAUUAUUUAUAAUAAACAUAAAAUUUAAAGAAGUUGAAAAAAUAAUUUCUAUGAAAUUUUACAUUUCUUAUUUCUCUAAAUUGUACUUGUAUAAUAAAAAAAUGAAAAGAAUUGAAUUUUUUUUAAAAAAUCGCUUAAACGUUAUGAUAUGUCAUAUGAUACUGAAAAAAUGGAAUUGUUAUAUUAGAAUUAAAAAGGUUAAAAAAGAAAUUUUAGAAAAAAAAAUAUUUUUAAUUAAAGAAAAAUAUUUUGAGAUAUGGAAAAUUAGAUAUAAAAAAGUAAGAAAGAGAAAAAUUGAAGAAAAAAAAAUAUACAAUGAUAGGCAAUUAAAAAACUUGAAUAUUUUAAAAAACAUAUUUUAUAAAUGGAAGAAAAAAUAUUUAGAAAAUAAAAAGAUAAAGAUAUUUGUAUGUGUAAUAAAUAAUUAUUUAUUAAAUAAAAUAAAAUUUAGAACUCUUCUUAUUAUUUACAAAAAUAAUGAGUAUUUUUCAAAACUGCAAUUAUUAUUAAAUAAUUUUUUAUUAGAUAAAAGCAUUAAAUUAAAAAGAAAUAUUCUGCAUAUAUUAAAAAGCAAUAAAAACAACAGAAUAAAAAAUAAAAAAUCUUUCCUGUUCUAUUGCAACAACUUGAAAAAGAGAAUUUUUACAAUUUUAAGAAUGUAUAAAGAAAAAAGGAUAAUUUAUAAAAAAAAUGUACAAAUAUUAAAAAAUAAGAUGAAAAGAAAAUUUUUUUAUUCUAUGAUUAAUUUUUAUAAUUUUAUUAAAAAAGUAAAAAUCAAUUUUUAUCAAAUUCAUAUAAAUGCUGAAUAUAAAAUGAAAAAGAAUUUCUUUACAAACUGGUAUAAAUUUUUGGUGAAAAGAAAAAAAGAAAGAAAAAUAAUUGAUAUGCUAAAAAAAAGAAGAGAAAAUAAAAUAAAGGAAGAAAUAUUUUUAAAAAUAAAAAAAAAAAUAAAUAAAAAGAGAAGGAUACUUAAUAUUUUUAAUAAAAUUGAUCAAUUAAUAAAAAAUAAAAUCUAUCAGUAUAGUAUUCAUAAACUUCAGAUAUAUAGAAAAUAUGUGAAAAUACAAGAGAAAUUGUAUUUAAAAUUAAGAAAACGAUUAAAUAAAAAAACUCUUGGUAAAUGCUUUGAAGUUAUGAAAAUUAUAAUAAUAAAAAAGAAAAAGAGAGAAAGAGAACAUAGUAUGAUUAAACAUUUUUAUGAAAAUAUGAUAAAAAGGAAAUACUUUAAAAUUAUUUUAGAAAUUUGUAAAGAAAAAAUGAAGAAGAAAAAUUACAUAAUUUUAAUAGUAAAUAAAAAUAAUAUAAUGUACUAUUUAAAAAGAUAUUUUGUUAUAUGGAACAAUUAUAUUAACAAAAAAAAAGAAUAUAAAAUAAUUGAUAAUUUAAUAAAAUUAAAAAAAAAAAAACGCAUUUUUUUCUUAUUAUUAUAUCUGAGAAUACAAAAUACCUACAACAAAAUUUCAGUUAUUUAUAAUAUUCAUACAUUAUUUUAUUCUAAACUUUAUAAAACACUUUCCUUUGAUCAAAUAAUCGAAUAUAAAAAUAACUGUGAAUGUAUAUAUAAGGAUGAUUAUAAAAGUUUGAAUAGAGUUUAUUUACAUAACAAUAAAAAUGAAAUAUCUGAAGGAAGUAAUUAUAUAUAUGCAUAUAAUGAAAAAUCAAUACAUAAUAAUAGUAUUAAUGCAUUAAAUAUACUUUUAAAUUUAAAGAAUUUUUUAAUUUUAAAUAAAAUAUAUGUUCAUAUGGAUAAAAAUGAAGAUCAAUUAAUUAUAAAGAAAUAUUAUAAGAAGAGUAAUAAUUUCAACUAUUUUUUGAAUAUGUGUUAUAUUUUAAGAAGAAAUAAUAUAAAUAGAUUAAUAUUAUGCUACAUAUUAAUGUAUGACUUUUAUGACAUUUAUAACUUUUUCAUACAUUUUAAAAAAAAUUUUAAAAUUUUAUAUAAUUAUAUUUUUAAUUUAUUAUCAGUAAAAACAAAAAAAUUAUUAUUAAAUUUUUUUAAGAAGAAUACAUCACUUUAUUUUAUCAAAUCAGUUAGUGUGAAAGAUAAAGAAAUAAAUAGAAAUUUUAAAAUGCUACUAUUCAUUUAUUACAUAUUCAAAAGUUCUUUAAUACUUAAUAAGAAUAAUAAAAGCGGAAAUUAUUCAAACAUAAAUUAUAUUACAAAUCAUAUCUUUAUUAAUGAAGAGGAUAGUUUAAAAAAAAAGCUGAAAGAAAAAGAAAGUUGGAAAAAAAAAAAAGAUAAUAAAAUAAAAAAUGUUAUUUCUAAAAAAGAAAUUACCAACAAAAAAAUUUAUAGAGAAAAUAAUCAGGUAAUAAAUAUAAAUAAUAAUGAUGAAUUGUACUCUUUAUAUGAAAAUAAUUCAUUAGAUAUGUGUUGUAUGCCAUGUUAUUCAUAUUCAUCUUCUUUAUCUUCAACCAUUAUUAAUAAUAAAAAAAAUGAUGAUAAAAAAAAUUUGAACAUUUUACCAAUAGAAAUGAAAAAUAAUUUUAUAAAAGAUUCUUUUAAAAAAAAUAUGAUAAUUUUUUUUAAGAAAAUACAAAAUUGUAUAUUAAAUAAUUUUAGGAAGAACAAUUUAAAUAUAAAUUUUUCUUUCUUGUUAAGAAUGAACAAAGAUAAAUUAAUUCAAAUAUAUUUGUUUUUUAAAAAGUUAAAAAAAUCAAUGCUCAUGUGGAAAGAUUACAGUGUAAUUAAAAAAGAAAGACAAAAGGUAGAUAUUAUAAAAAUAAAUAAAAUUAAAGAUAAUAUUAAAAAGGAAUUACUAGAAAAGUACUUUGGAGUAUGGAUACUAUCAUUUAAUCAAAAGGUUAAAGAAAUUAAAACAAAAAGAAAAAAAGUAUUAAGGAAACAUAUACAUUUAAUUUUUAUUUACUGGUAUAAACUUAUUAAAGUCAGCAAUUAUGAUAAAACAAAAUUUUAUGAAUUAAAAGAAAAGAGUGAAAAUAGAUUAAAGGGUAUUUAUUUUAAAAAAUUCAUUAUGUUCUAUAAAAAGAAAAUUAAAGAAAAAAAAAGUUACGAAAUUAUAUUGAAACAUAAAAAUAGUAAAACAAAGCAAUGCUUUUUUUAUGUGUGGUUAUUACUAUAUCAAUAUGAGAAGAAAAUUUUUUUUUUAUCUAAAAAAAUUAAUUCAAGAUUGUUAAGAAUGUUCUUCUUCAGAUGGCAAUAUUUAUAUGAAGAUAAGCAAACAUAUAUAAAUUUUUGUAAUGUAUUAGAAGAGAAUUUUUUGAAAAAAAUAUUUAAUUAUGUAAUUCAUAAAUUUAAAUAUUAUCAAUUUAUUAAGAGGAAAAAACAUUCUUUGCAAAAAAAAUACUUUUUAAUAUAUUAUAAUAUAAUUAAAAAAAAUCGAAUUUUUAAUAAAUUACAAAUAUAUAUAUAUUCUUCAUUACAAUACAAAAAGUUAAGUUAUAUAUUUUUCUUUUGGUAUGGUAGAUAUAAAAAAAAAAGCAAUUGUAAAAAAAGCUAUUUAGAAUUUCUAUUAAAAAAAAAAUACUACUUUUUCAAUAAAUGGAUAUCUAAUUUUGUAGAAAAUAAAAAGAUAUAUAGUAAAAAAAGAGAACAAUUGUGUAAGUUUUUUUUGAAAAUGUACUGGGGUAAAUGGUUAACUUUUUAUCGUUAUAAAAAAUUAAAAAAUAAGAAGAAUAAAAAUUUAUUAAAAUUUCAUUAUUUUAAAUUAAGAAAGAGAUAUCAAAUAAAUUUGUCAGUUAAGGCAUUUAUAGAUAAAAACAAUAAAAAGUUAGAAAAUACAAUAUUUACUGCUUUAAAGGAAUAUAAAAAUUUUAAAAAAAAUAGUAAGAGUGCUAAGGAAUAUUGUAUAAAAUAUAGCAAUAAGUGUAUUUUAACAAAAUUUUAUUACAUUUGGUCUAGAGAAUAUAAUAAAUUACAAAAAAUAAAAAAUGUUAUGAAUCAUUUAAUUAUAAUAAAUAACAAGAGAAAUGUAAAAUUAAUCAUUAAUUACUGGUUGCUAUAUACAAAAAAGAAAAAGAAUCUUAGAAAUAUUCAUGAUAUAAUUAAAUAUAAAAAUAAUAAGAUUAUUAAAAUUAUUUUUUAUAUGUGGAAAAAUCUAUUUUAUUUUAUGAUACGUCAGAAAUACAGAAUUAAGCAGAAAUAUUUUAACACUUGGAUAUUUAAUUUUAAAUUCGUUUUUUUUAUAAAUAAAAUAAAUAUUCAUUUUUAUAAUAUUUAUCAAAACAACAUAUUUUAUUUUUAUUUUAUUUUAAAAAAGAAAAACGAAAAUUAUAAUUUACUUCGAAAUGGUUCUUUUUUUUUUAUAAAAAAACAAAUAAAGAAUUUUUUAGAUUAUAAAAAAAAACUUUUGUAUAAAAUCUUUACUACUUUUAAUACCUACACGAAAAAAAAUACCACAUUAAGACAUUUGCUUGAAAAAUACAAAGUAAAAGUUAUGAACAAUAACAAAAAAAGAUACUUUUUGAUUUUAUUAAAAUAUAAAAAUAUAAAAAAGAAAAAAGAUCACUUGAAUAAUUUGUGCCUAAAAUAUAUUAUAGAAAGAAAAUUUUAUAUGUAUAAAAAAUAUUUCUUCAUAAUUAUAAAUUUAUAUUUUUACAAAAAUCAUUUAAAGUUAUGUGAAGAGACAAUUGAAGCUAGGGGAAACAAAAGAAUACUAAAUAUCUAUUUAAAUAAGUGGAUAAACUACAAUAUUUAUUGUAAAGAAAAUUUAUUUUUACAAAAUGCAUGUGAUAAUUUUUUAGCUUACAGAAGGAAGUGUGAAUUUAUAAUAUCUUUAAAGCAGUUUUAUAUAGAGAAUAAAUGGAAGAAUUAUUGUGAAUAUAAUUCUCUAAUUUUUUAUAAAAAAAUUCAAGAAAAUACUUUAAUGAAACUAAUAAGGUAUUGGAAUAAUAGAGCGCGUAAUUAUUUUGAAAAGAAAAAAAAAGUUGUUGACCUUAAAAAAAAAUAUAAUUUCAAUUUAAUGAAAAAAUAUUUCUUUCUCCUAAUUUUUUCUAUUAACAAAAUAAAAAUUGAAAAAAAAAAUUAUGAUAUAGUUAUUUUUAAAAAAAAUAAAGCAAUAAAACAAAAAUUCUUUAAUAAGCUUUAUGAUAUUGCUAUGAAAAAUUUAAAUCAUUAUGAUAAUAUAAAAAAAAUAAGUGAUAAUUAUAUGCGUAAACAAAUUUUAAAAAAACAUUUUUAUUCUCUAUUUCAUUUUUUAAAAAAAAAAAAAGUACUUAAAAAUAAUUUUCUUCAGAUUAAAAAAAUAAACAGCAUUAAUCUUAUUAAAAGAUAUUUUUAUAUUUUUAUUUUUAAAUAUGUCAAUAAUAUUAAUCAUCAUAAGUAUUAUUAUUAUAAUAAAUAUUUGUCUAUUUGGAAAUAUUAUAUUAUUAUAAAAAGAAAUAAAAACAAAAAUGACAAAGAAGAAACAGAAGAUGAAGAUGAAGAUGAAGAAGAGGAAGUGAUUGAAAAUUACGAUGAAAUCGAUUACUCUGAUGAAGGAUUUGAAGAAAAUGAAGAUGAAAAAGUUGAACAAGAUAAGCAAAAAAAAGAUAUUCAUGAUGAGAAAAAAGGUGAUCUUGAGAAAAAUAUGAAAGAAUUUAAAGAAAAUAGGAGCUUAUCUUCUGAUGAUAAUAUAUCAAAUGAUUCUUCAAAAUCUACAUUAAAAAAUAAAUAUCAUUCACAUAAAAACGAUAUGAAAAAUGUAAAAGAAAAUAAUGUUAUCAAUGGAAACGAAAUUUCUAUUAAUAGUUAUUUGGAUUCAUCAUCUGAAACAAGAUAA